Coregonus sp. 'balchen' is the source of this 12922-nucleotide messenger RNA. The record is from the annotation of a GenBank genome assembly. NCBI's taxonomy places the organism in Eukaryota, Metazoa, Chordata, Actinopteri, Salmoniformes, Salmonidae.
AAAUCAGGAAGUAUUCUGCAGCAAAAAACAAUUCCUCUUUUGUUGUAUUGUAAAGUGCUUUAGUAGAGAGUAUACCACUGUCUCACUGUAAAGUUAAUGUCUUCUGUGAUGGUUAGGUGCCACAAAAAGAGGAAUGCACGAGAUAGUUGAGAAACUUGAUAGUCUCUUAUGUCAUAUGGAUCAUGCAGUGUGGAUCUCAUCAAUUCAGAGAGUUAACUAACUAAUGGUGGUUUUGUAGCCAGCAAUCAGCUGUCAGGUUUGCUAACUAGGUACAUUUGAGUUGCAAUGAUGGUUAUUUACAGUGCCUCAAGCUAUGUUCUCUUAGGUUUGGCAAACCUAAUCAUCAUGUCUGCAUGUAUGGACUAUUGUGAUACUAUUGAAAGCUGUCAAAGUCAUGAUGACACUGUGUCAGACAGACAACACUACAUUCAUGCUUUCAACUUCAACAAGAGUGUGGAGAAACACUUGCACGAUUUUGACCACUUCAAACUGUCAUGUAAAAAGCUAAUAGGUAAAUCCCUCAGAAUUGCAUUAUUUGUCAACCAAAUACCCAGCAAAGUUUUGACAGUAUGCAUGAUCAAACAGAUUUGUAAAUAACUUUGUUUGACUUUUCUUGCAGAAGCCUUCCCCCUUGAUCAAGUGGAUGGCAUCUUUGUUCGCUCUGUGAAGAACUGCAUUUUUUCAGAGUCUGACCCAACCCCACUCAAAGGCCCUCUGAGACUUGUGGCUGUUUCUAAGGUCAUUUUGCAUAUGACUUCCAGGGACUAGAUAUUGUCAAGAAAUGUGGUUUACAAUGGAUGUGAAUUAACCUAACAUAACAGUGUUAUAACACUGUCAUAGCAGCUUAAUAGAAGGAAGCAACUACAUAUUCUAAUGUAGCUUUGUUUUUCCAGGAGGUAAUUGAGGGAAUGUUGGAUCUAGAUGUUGCUGUGUCCCAGUCAGAGAAUUUCCUACAGUACUUCAGUGGUGGUAGACUUUUUCCUGGAUCCAGCCCUCUGACACACAGAUAUGGGGGUCACCAGGUAUUGUACCAUCUCUAUGCCAUUAUGAAUUAGUCCCUCCUAAUACCAUAUUGACCCUUGAAGAGCCUACUUGUUUAUGACUAAAUACUUGUGAUGUUUUCUUUACUCUUUUAGUUUGGGUACUGGGCAGGUCAGUUAGGAGAUGGUCGAGCACAUCUCCUUGGUGAAUAUACUAGCAGGUCAGUAGAAUUGGGAAUGGAUACAUGACUACACAGAAGGUUGAGGUUGUAAUGACAGCAUUUCAACCUGCUUUGCCAGCAGGGUACAAAUGAGUUAUCUUGUGUGUGUUUUGCCACAGAAAGGGUGAAAGAUGGGAACUCCAGCUCAAAGGCUCUGGAAAGACUCCAUAUUCAAGGUCAAUUCUACACUUUUAUAUUUUACAGACCAUGACAACAGGUGCAACAUUUCUAACAAUGAGGCCCAAUCCCAAAUAGACCCCUACACCCUAUGUCCUAUACACUUGUGGAGAUCUGAGAGGAUGUAAGUGUAAGCAAUUUGGUAAUAGUUCCAGCUUGCCCUCUGAUAGGUUAGGAGGAAGUUUUACCAUAUUGCUUAGGCCCAUUAAAUCCUCUCAGAUCUCCCCAAGUGCAUAGGGCGUAUGGUCUAGGGGUCGAUUUGGGAUUGGGUCCAAGAAAACCUUCUGAGAAAGGUUGUCUGUUGUACUACAGGUCAGGAGAUGGCCGUGCUGUGGUCCGCUCCUCAGUCAGAGAGUUCCUCUGCAGUGAGGCCAUGCACUUCCUGGGUGUUCCUACCAGCAGAGCUGCCAGGUAACCCGGCAAAUGAGCUGCUUUGACUGCUGUCUGUCAAACACUACACUACAAUACAAUUGUUCGAUACAAUAAAGCACUUUGAUAUACAACUCAAACAGAGUUUUAGCCAUAGAGAUAGAUAGAGGACAUCUUUAUAUCAGUGCCAUUAUAGCAUCUGUGACAGCAUGGGCAGCGCCAUUGAGGCUACAACCCAUAGGAAUCCCCACCCAGUUGUCUACUUGACUACUUUAAAAUGGUGGAUGAUGGCAACGUCCAUGCUAAAACUGAUUAUAUCCAUGAUGAGUACAUAUCUCUAUGGUUUUAGCUCCCUUUCUCUAUCAAAAUAAAUCUCACUCCAUCCAAAAAUCUCAGAAGAUAAAAACACGAGACUCCAAAAUGACCCCUUCAUUCUUCACAAUUAAAUGUAUAUUUCAUUGUUUUAGAUUGCUGCCUAUUCUCAACAAUGUAGUCUAUGAUCUUCUCAGCAAAAAAUAAAAUAUUAAUGUUGAAUCAGAGUCUAGGGCUAAUCCAUUGGAUAAACAGUGAGAGGUGAGUGCAGAUGGCCUAUAUUGCUAACAUCAACACACAGAACAGAUACAACAGUGGGGUUGAGUUCAGAGGUGGCUGGUGGGAGGAGCUUAUAGGAGGGCAGGCUCAUUGUAAUGCUGGAAUGGAAUCAAUGGAACGGAGUCAAACAUGUUGUUUCCAUGUGUUUGAUGUGUUUGGUACCAUUCCAUUGGUUAGAUUCCAGCCAUUCCAAUGAACCCGUCCUCCUAUAGCUCCUCCCACCAGCCUCCUCUGGUCGAGUUCCUGUCCGACUAGAUGCGCAGGCGUUGCAUUGUAUCAACCAAUGGUUACGUGCCACGUCAUUGACUGUGCAGUUGGGCAGCAGGUGGCUAUAUCAUAUGAUGUGGUUAGCUGAUAUGUUAAAUACCUAUUGAAGCAUUAUAAGGUCUUGCAUGCGUCAGCAAUGUAGUUGGGCAGGAACUCAACCUAGGUCUACCCGAGGACCUUUAAUGUUAUCAUUCAGAUCACUGGGAAACCCCUUCUGUUCCAGCCAUCAGCUGUUUCAACAUGAUUGAGAUGAACUACCAGACUGGACGUGUUGACAGCUGCUCAAUUGGGUAUCAUCCUUUUGGUGACAGCUAGGGGUCAAGCAUGUUUUGGGUUAAGCUUUGAGUGUGGGAUCAUUGUAAACUUGGAAGAGGAUGGAUGUAGUGUUGGUUGCUAUGACGUUUUUCUGUGUAUUCUUUGUUGUAAAAUGUGUUGCCUAUAUCUCCAAGCCUUAUUGUAAGUGAAGAGGCAGUGUGGAGGGACCAGUUCUACAAUGGGGAAGUAAAGAAGGAGAGAGGUAAGGGCCAAGAUUAGUUGUGUCCUUAUUCUCUUAGGGGCAGCCUCCCCUUUUGCUACUCAGUGUGCAGACUCGUGCAUACAGCACACAUUGGCAUAAUUGUACUUUCCACAUAGAUUUCUUUAGGUUAAAUAUGUUAUUUAGAAGAUAAUUUUUUAAUCUUCUGAAGCAUGUAAGUAAUGUGUGACCUAAAAGUAUUAAAUAUACUGUAUAUAUAUUUUUAAUACAGUAUGUUAUUUGUUGACUGGUUUCUUGUUAUCUUAGCUGGACCCAGGUAUAUUUAACUUUUUUUAUGCAUACAUAUGGCAAAAACGUGUGCCAAGCCAUAUCUUGCACUAACUUGCCUUUCUUGCACUAACACUCACACUUUUCUUUUCUUACUAGCACAGACUUUGCUGAUAGCAUCUUUAUUGGGGGAAAAUGUGCUACUAUGACUGAGAUAUGUGGUUGUCUCACCUAGCUAUCUUAAGUUGAAUGCACCAACUAUUAGUCGCACUGGAUAAGAGCGUCUGCUAAAUGACUAAAAUGUAAAUGAAUAUUUUCCCUUCCUGACAUAAUCUUUGGAUGCUCUCUCCCCAGGAGCGGUUGUUCUGCGGCUGGCCACGUCAUGGUUCCGGAUUGGAUCAUUGGAGAUUCUGGCUAAAGCUGAAGAGCUUGAUCUUUUAAGGUUAGCAUACACUAAUCUUGUUUUUUGUGACCAACUGUUUAUUUGACUUAUUUCUUUCCUCACGAGGGGCACAGACAGGUGUGAAUACAUAAUAACAUACAUAAUAACAUACAGAAUAAUACAGAAACAAAGAAUCAACAUACUGUAUCAACAUACACAUAUCAUAAAUGUAUCAUCAUGAAAUGUAUGACAGCUGGCGUGAAUAGGGAACCUUUCUAACUCUGGACAUGAAAUGUUUUCAUUUUCAGGAAAUUGUUGGACUUUGUGAUACAGGAGCAUUUUCCUUCCAUUGAUUCAAAUGAUCCAGACAAAUAUUUGGUGAGUGAUGAUAAAUCUAGUUUCAAUGUUUGUGUUUUUCAGUAGGCCUAUUUUAUAAUCAUCAGGGAAAACUUUGCCUCAUUAUUAUACUGAACAAAAAUAUAAAUGCAACAUGCAACAAUUUCAGGGAUUUUACUGAGUUACAGUUCAUAUAAGGAAAUCAGUCAAUUAAAAUAAAUUCAUUAGGCUCUAAUCUAUGGAUUUCACGACUGGGCAGGGGCACAGCCAUGGGUGGGCCUGGGAGGGCAUAGGCCCACCCACUUGGGAGCUAGGCCCACCCACUGGAGAGCCAGGCCAAACCAAUCAGAAUGAGUUUUCCCCCACAAAAGGGCUUUAUUACAGACUGUCUGGGUAGCUGGUCACAGACGAUCCCGCAGGUGAAGAAGCCAGAUGUGGAGGUCCUGGGCUGGCAUGGUUACACGUGGUCUGCGGUUGUGAGGCCGGUUGGACGUACUGACAAAUUCUCUAAAACAACGUUGGAGGCGGCUUAUGGUAGAGAAAUGAACAUUAUCUGGCAACAACUCUGGUUGUUGCACACUCCCUCAAAACUUGAGACAUCUGUGGGGUUGUGUUGUGUGACAAAACUGCACAUUUUAGAGUGGGCUUUUAUUAUCCCCAGCACAAGGUGCACCUGUGUAAUGAUCAUGCUGUUUAAUCAGCUUCUUGAUAUGCCACACCUCAGGUGGAUGGAUUAUCUUGGCAAAGGAAACAUUCUCACUAACAGGGAUGUAAACAAAUUUGUGCACCAAAUUUGAGCUAAAUAAGCUUUUUGUGCGUAUGGAAAAUUUCGGAGAUAAUUUAUUUCAGCUCAUGAAACAUGGGACCAACACUUUACAUGUUGCGUUUAUGUUUUUGUUCAGUAUAGUUACACUAAUGCUCUGUUGAAAAUACCUGCAAAGACAGAUACAGUGAGGGAAAAAAGUAUUUGAUCCCCUGCUGAUUUUGUACGUUUGCCCACUGACAAAGAAAUGAUCAGUCUAUAAUUUUAAUGGUAGGGUUAUUUGAACAGUGAGAGACAGAAUAACAACAAAAAAAUCCAGAAGAACUAAUGUCAAAAAUGUUAUAAAUUGAUUUGCAUUUUAAAGAGGGAAAUAAGUAUUAGACCACCUCUCUAAUCAGAAAGAUUUCUGGCUCCCAGGUGUCUUUUAUACAGGUAACGUGCUGAGAUUAGGAGCACACUCUUAAAGGGAGUACUCCUAAUCUCAGUUUGUUACCUGUAUAAAAGACACCUGUCCACAGAAGCAAUCAAUCAAUCAGAUUCCAAACUCUCCACCAUGGCCAAGACCAAAGAGCUCUCCAAGGAUGUCAGGGACAAGAUUUUAGACCUACACAAGGCUGGAAUGGGCUACAAGACCAUCGCCAAGCAGCUUGGUGAGAAGGUGACAACAGUCAAUCUCCCUUGGCCUGGGGCUCCAUGCAAGAUCUCACCUUGUGGAGUUGCAAUGAUCAUUAGAACGGUGAGGAAUCAACCCAGAACUACACGGGAAGAUCUUGUCAAUGAUCUCAAGGCAACUGGGACCAUAGUCACCAAGAAAACAAUUGGUAACACACUACGCCGUGAAGGACUGAAAUCCUGCAGCGCCCGCAAGGUCCCCCUGCUCAAGAAAGCACAUAUACAGGGCCGUCUGAAGUUUGCCAAUGAACAUCUGAAUGAUUCAGAGCAGAACUGGGUGAAAGUGUUGUGGUCAGAUGAGACCAAAAUGGAGCUCUUUGUCAUCAACUCAACUCGCUGUGUUUGAAGGAGGAGGAAUGCUGCCUGUGACCCCAAGAACACCAUCCCCACCGUCAAACAUGGAGGUGGAAACAUUAUGCUUUGGGGGUGUUUUCUCUGCAAAGGGGACAAGACAACUUCACCGCAUCAAAGGGACGAUGGACGGCGCCAUGUACCGUCAAAUCUUGGGUGAGAACCUCUUUCCCUCAGCCAGGGCAUUGAAAAUGGGUCGUGGAUAGGUAUUCCAGCAUGACAAUGACCCAAAACACACGGCCAAGGCAACAAAGGAGUGGCUCAAGAAGAAGCAUAUUAAGGUCCUGGAGUGGCUUAGCCAGUCUCCAGAUCUUAAUCCCAUAGAAAAUCUGUGGAGGGAGCUAAAGGUUCGAGUUGCCAAACGUCAGGCUCGAAACCUUAAUGACUUAGAGAAGAUCUGCAAAGAGGAGUGGGACAAAAUCCCUCCUGAGAUGUGUGCAAACCUGGUGGCCAACUACAAGAAACGUCUGACCUCUGUGAUUGCCAACAAGGGUUUUGCCACCAAGUACUAAGUCAUAUUUUGCAGAGGGGUCAAAUACUUAUUUCCCUCAUUAAAAUGCAAAUCAAUUUAUAAAAAUAUUUGACAUGCGUUUUUCUGGAUUUUUUUGUUGUUAUUCUGUCUCUCACUGUUCAAAUAAACCUACCAUUAAAAUUAUAGACUGAUCAUGUCUUUGUCAGUGGGAAAACAUACAAAAUCAGCAGGGGAUCAAAUACUUUUUUCCCUCACUGUAGCUCACUCUAGGACUGAUGUGACCCUAUCACGCUGGGCAUUGGAAACGAAUUACCUGAAUACUCAAAUAAUAAAGUGUCUCUCAUUAUUUCUGAACUUCUCUCCAUCACCAUGUCCUACAAUGGUCUAAUUUGCCUUUGGGCAUUGUUGCUAAUUUACAUUUAGGCUUAAAUACACUACUAAACUACUACUUACCGGUACAAUGAUCUCAGUAUAUAAUGCUCAAACAUGAAAUAUUUUAUACUGAACAGGUGUUCUUAAUCUGUAUAUUUUUGUACAUGCUGAUUUUUGCUGUGUGUUGUCUCAGAUAUUUUACUCCAGGGUUGUGAAUGAGACCGCUCACCUCAUUGCCCAGUGGAUGUCUAUUGGCUUUGCACAUGGUGAGUAGUACUCAGUAUGACAAAUUACUGCACUUCAGCAAAAUAAUGCACUUGAAUCCAAUGCAAUUUGAUAUUGGAGUUAUCAGUCACAAUUACGAUUAUAGUAGCAGUUUAUACAUCAAAAUACACUCUUCAUAGUGAUUUAUGAGAAAUACGAAUCCGUGAAUUGGCACUAUUCUAACAUGCAGUAUGCACAUAAUUCCAUUCUGUUUAUACUGCAUGGUGGUUAACUGUGUUUAUAUAGUAUUUCAUUGCCCUAACAGGAGUAUGCAACACUGACAACUUCAGCCUCUUGUCUAUCACCAUUGACUACGGACCGUUUGGCUUUAUGGAAGCCUACAACCCAAGUAUGUACAGUAUCUCGCUCAUGCAUAUACAGCCCUUUCAGGACGUAUUGAUAUCUAAUAUUAUUCAUAUUGGCCUACCGUUUCUGUCAUUUUGUACCUACAGGUUUCUAAUUGUUUUUCCUAUGUUGUAUCUUUAAUAAAAAAAAUAUCUGUUGGUAGCCGAUUUGUUUUUACAAUUUUGAAGAAGUGAAGAGAAACCCUCGUAUCACUUAUUUUAUUAAAGCUUACGUGAUACGUGUGAUACGUAAACUUUAAUGGGAUACUUCAGGAUUUGGGCAUGAAGCCCUUUAUCUACUUAACCAAAGUCAGAUGUACUCGUGGACACCAUUUUUAUGUCUACGUGCAGUUUGAAGGAAGUUGCUAACUAGUGUUAGCGCAAUGACUGGAUGUCUAUGGUAACUGCUAGCAUGCUAGUAGAUAUCAUAGACUUCCAGUAAUUGUGCUAACGCUAGUUAGUAUUGGCUCGCGAAACUAAAUCUAACUUCCUUCAUACUGAAUGCAGAGACAUAAAAAUGGUAUCCAUGACUUCAUCUGGCUCUGGGGAAGUGGAUAAAAAUCCUGAAGUAUCCCUUUAAAGCUUAGGUAUCACAUAUAAUGUAAGCUUUAAUCAAAUAAGUGAUAAGAGCAGUGUGCAGGUUUCUCUUUUCUUUGAAGUUAUCGCAUUUCCCCCUCACACCUACAAUGAGAACUCAGAUGUACAAGUGCUUUUUUGAAUUUUGAAUCACUAGUGUUGAAGAAGGAAACUGAUCUUUUCCCUUGAUCGGUACAGAUUUUGUCCCCAACACAUCUGAUGGGGAGAGGAGGUACAGUAUCGGGGCUCAGGCCAAUGUUGGUCUGUUCAACCUGGAGAAACUUCUAGAAGCCCUAACUCCAGUGCUGACCCUAGAACAGAGGCAAGGGUAAGUACGGGAAGGGUUAUACGAACUGUUCUGACGAGCAUAACCCUAACCGUAACCUAUUUUUAACAAAUUCUGAAAUGUAAUAUCGGUUUGCACAUCAGAAAUGUCCAUAUAGCUCUGGUAAGUACAUCAUUCCCAUUACAUUUGUUUGUCAGAGGAUGUUGGGGAAUGUACAUUGUAACUGUUAAAAACUAUUUUUUUGAAGGGCUGGGCAAGUACUGAAAGGGUACCCACAUAUAUACCAGAUGAGGUAAUUUAUCUCCCUCUCUCUUGUGUGUGCAUUUGAAUGUGUCUGUAAGUUCCCUUUUUCCUCCAAAUAUUAUGUUCAACUUUAUCAUUCCAGAUUUCACAAGCUGUUUAAGGCUAAGUUAGAUUUACUUGGCGAGGAGGAGGAGGAUGAAUAUCUCAUUGCAUUUCUGCUCAAGGCAAGUGGUUCAUUUCUCUAAGAUUCUGUGUGUGUCUCUCUCCAUCUCUGACCCUGUGAGUGACCUUUGACCUGAUGUUGGUAUAUUGUCCCUGUCCAGUGAAUUUGAUUGGCUGUCUUUCUCUCCCUCCUGUGUCUCCUCAGCUAAUGGAGGACACAGGUGCAGACUUCACCAUGACCUUCAGACAGCUGAGUGAAGCCUCAAUGCAGCAACUUCACAACAUGUCCAACUUACAGGUCAUACACAUUGCUUAUUAACCCUGUACAAACAAUCACAAGACAAAAUACUGCUGAUUAACUGUACAUUAUAGGGGCAAUCUGCAAUUGCUACAUCCAUUUUUGGUCUUUUAAAUGAAUUACAGUGGGAAAAAAAUGUAUUUAGUCAGCCACCAAUUGUGCAAGUUGUCCCACUUAAAAAGAUGAGAGAGGCCUGUAAUACAGGUAACGAGUGGAGGACAGAGGAGCCUCUUAAAGAAGAAGUUACAGGUCUGUGAGAGCCAGAAAUCUUGCUUGUUUGUAGGUGACCAAAUACUUAUUUUCCACCAUAAUUUGCAAAUAAAUUCAUUAAAAAUCCUACAAUGUGAUUUUCUGGAUUUUUUUUCUCAAUUUGUCUGUCAUAGUUGACGUGUACCUAUGAUGAAAAUUACAGGCCUCUCUCAUCUUUUUAAGUGGGAGAACUUGCACAAUUGGUGGCUGACUAAAUACUUUUUUCCCCCACUGUAUAUAUAUAGAUAUAUAGAUUUUUAAUGAAUUUAUUUGCAAAUUAUGGUGGAAAAUAAGUAUUUGGUCACCUACAAACAAGCAAGAUUUCUGGCUCUCACAGACCUGUAACUUCUUCUUUAAGAGGCUCCUCUGUCCUCCAUUCGUUACCUGUAUUAAUGGCACCUGUUUGAACUUGUUAUCAGUAUAAAAGACACCUGUACACAACCUCAAACAGUCACACUCCAAACUCCACUAUGGCCAAGACCAAAGAGCUGCCAAAGGACACCAGAAACAAAAUUGUAGACCUGCACCAGGCUGGGAAGACUGAAUCUGCAAUAGGUAAGCAGCUUGGUUUGAAGAAAUCAACUGUGGGAGCAAUUAUUAGGAAAUGGAAGACAUACAAGACCACUGAUAAUCUCCCUCGAUCUGGGGCUCCACGCAAGAUCUCACCCCGUGGGGUCAAAAUGAUCACAAGAACGGUGAGCAAAAAUCCCAGAACCACACAGGGGGACCUAGUGAAUGACCUGCAGAGAGCCGGGACCAAAGUAACAAAGCCUACCAUCAGUAACACACUACGCCGCCAGGGACUCAAAUCCUGCAGUGCCAGACGUGUCCCCCUGCUUAAGCCAGUACAUGUCCAGGCCCGUCUGAAGUUUGCUAGAGUGCAUUUAGAUGAUCCAGAAGAGGAUUGGGAGAAUGUCAUAUGGUCAGAUGAAACCAAAAUAUAACUUUUUGGUAAAAACUCAACUCGUCGUGUUUGAGGACAAAGAAUGCUGAUUUGCAUCCAAAGAACACCAUACCUACUGUGAAGCAUGGGGGUGGAAACAUCAUGCUUUGGGGCUGUUUCUCUGCAAAGGGACCAGGACGACUGAUCCGUGUAAAGGAAAGAAUGAAUGGGGCCAUGUAUCGUGAGAUUUUGAGUGAAAACCUCCUUCCAUCAGCAAGGGCAUUGAAGAUGAAACGUGGCUGGGUCUUUCAGCGUGACAAUGAUCCCAAACACACCGCCCGGGCAACGAAGGAGUGGCUUCGUAAGAAGCAUUUCAAGGUCCUGGAGUGGCCUAGCCAGUCUCCAGAUCUCAACCCCAUAGAAAAUCUUUGGAGGGAGUUGAAAGUCUGUGUUGCCCAGCGACAGCCCCAAAACAUCACUGCUCUAGAGGAGAUCUGCAUGGAGGAAUGGGCCAAAAUACCAGCAACAGUGUGUGAAAACCUUGUGAAGACUUACAGAAAACGUUUGACCUGUGUCAUUGCCAACAAAGGGUAUAUAACAAAGUAUUGAGAAACUUUUGUUAUUGACCAAAUACUUAUUUUCCACCAUAAUUUGCAAAUAAAUUCAUUAAAAAUCCUACAAUGUGAUUUUCUGGAUUUUUCUUUCUCAUUUUGUCUGUCAUAGUUGAUGUGUACCUAUGAUGAAAAUUACAGGCCUCUCAUCUUUUUAAGUGGGAGAACUUGCACAAUUGGUGGCUGACUAAAUACUUUUUUUCCCCACUGUAGCCAUUGAUUCUUGAAGAUGCGUUGUUUUUCGAAUCGCAGAUUGCCCCUUAAAGUACUAAAGUCCUCUCUUCCUCUCCUCUUUCGUCCCUGUUAGGUGAUGUGGGCCCUGCAGAACCUGGCUUCCCAUAAGCUGUACCCAGAGUGGGUCAGCAUGUACCUGCAUAGACUAAAAAGGUAUGUACAGUAGGAAUGCACUGUUAUCAAACAUUUGGUUAAUAUGCUUUUUAUGACCCCAGUUAGUUUCUCUCAAAUAUUCUGAUGACUCAUUACUCAACUGUAUUCCAUAUUUUCUUUCCCUUUUUGUGUGGGGGUUAUGUUAAGUCCCCUAUUUGGGGUCUUUGAGCAGUUCUGCACCAGUUCCGACUGACAUUUUGGUUUACAAAGCGCUCUGUGAACAUCGUAGGGUCCCAUGUCUUAAAAUAGUGCCAAUAUUGUGCCGUCACUAAGUAUGAUCAUAUUUAUUUUAGUUAAGAAAUGUGAAAUCUUAUAGUAAGUAGUUUGAUUGUUACUAUAUUUAGAAAGCAUUUGUCAUUUCUAGCCCCAUUGCCCCACUUUUGUUGAAUUGGAAGAAUUGUUAUGAUUUUUCAUAUUUUCAUAAUAUUUAUACUAUGUAAUUGAGCUUGGAUCCUCUAAAGUGAGUACACCUCAGCAAUUUAUACCUUUUUACCAGAAACAAGAUUUCCAGACCCUUCUAAAACUAUGCAAUAUUAUCAGUUGUUGUUUAUGGCCAUUCAUGAAAAGUAAUUAAGUUUGGGUAUGUCUCUUUAAGCAGAAAUAAAAUGUUUGCCCUAUCAUUUAACUGGCUCGAUUAACAUUAGUCUCACAGAUUCAUGGCCUUUUGUUAGAUGAUUGAUUCUUUGUUUUUAAUGGCUCAGGCAGGGAGGUGAUUCUGAUGAGGAUCGUCAACACAGGAUGAAAAGUAAGCAAUCACCAUGGUAACGCUGACAGAUUGACCUGAUAGCAAGCUCCAGUCCUCUGACUGAUUAUUAUGAUGAUGCAGUCCCCUCCUACUGAAUAAGGGCAAUGAAGAAAGGGGACCUUUGCAAAUAAUACUGUUUGUUAUUGAUUAAUUUUCUUGCUUGGUAGAACAAAUAAACCAUUUACAUCUGAGAUUAUCAAACUUUCCACAGGGAUCAAUCCCAGAUACGUGCUGCGGAACUGGAUGGCAGAGUCUGCAGUACGGAAGGCUGAGGGGAAUGAUUUCUCUGAGGUAAAUCGUUUGAACUACAUUGAAAUACAGGUUGUAUUGUACGUAAUUAAGAUCAUGAAAGCUAUUUCAGGAAGAUACAAACAGUCAAAACAUUUGUAGUACUUGAUUCUGCCACUAUUUUGCACUGGACUAAAACAGUAUCUGCCAUAUUUAAUUCAACCAUAAGAUGGUGACCUUUUCCAUUAAUUCACACAAAAUUACCCAACUCAAUCUUUACUUACUACGUACUCUGAUCACUAGGUGAAGCUGCUGCAGCAGACACUGGUACAACCCUACCUCACACAGGACGUAGCAGAGGAGGCGGGGUAUGCAGCACAACCCCCAUGGUGGGCCCAGGGGUUAAAGGUCAGCUGUUCCUCCUGAGUGACGCCUCUGCCUCAAUGACAGGACUCAUAUUUGCAGUGUAUUCAGAAUGUGUUCACUGCAAAACAUUUCUCUUGAACACCUCAUUUGGGAUAACCAGUUUCUGCAUUGUAAAGCAUCUGAUGUUUGACUUUUCACAAUUAUCUUCCUAGCUAUAGUGGUGGAAUUAUUCUGGAACUAUACAUUUAGUUCAGUACUUUGCACAAAAAACAUUCACGCAACUGUUGGAUGACCAGAACCCUGAUUGCUGACCUCAUGUAAUUCAAGGAAAGGGCACAGAUGCAAUUUUGGAAACACUCAUAUCAUGUAAUGAAAUUGAAUUUAUAAUACAGAAUCAUGCUGAGCAACAUUACCCUUUCAUGUUUUAGAAAACAACAUUCUCCCUCACCUCCAAGACACAUUCAAACAGUAAUACUCUAGCCUAGAGGAAAUGCUCCCACUUUUCAACCUCAUUCAUCCAGCACCAUACCAGUCUACAUGUAUGAAAAUGGCAUGUUUCUACACACCCGUUCAAAAGUUUGGGGU